AGGGCGGGGCGUCAGUCCACAACAGUAACACACGACAACACACAACAAACUAACACCCUUCCUGAACACGAAUAUUCAGUUCUGGGGCAUGCAGGUCCUGCUUAGCUCCAGUCACGGUCAAAUGAAACCAUUCAACCUGACAGAGUGAAGAUGAAGGACGAAAUGAAAAAGGGAUGGCUCUUCCUACUGAUGUCUGUCACAUUGACACUGGGUCUAUUCGGGAUUGCUCUAAACUACAAAACAGACAAACAAGUGUUUACUUCUUUGACUGAGAGAUCUUCUCAGUUGUGGCACCAGAUCCUGCCUCAGGAUUUACGUCUGUGUGCGUGCAAUCGAUGUGUUACAGAUGAUGAUGAUGAAUGGUUUACGAAGCGUUUCAACACGUCAAUCAAUCCGUUUUUGACACAAGACAACACUCUCUCAGAGCCGGUGUUCAACUGGUGGAAGAGAUUGCAGCUUGGCAAUACAAACUUUCUCAGCUACAGAAUGGCCGAGCUGAAGGUGUUUGAGAUUUUCCCAGAACAGGAGAGCUUCAUGGACUCCAGCCCUGAUCGCUGCAGGACCUGUGCUGUGGUUGGGAAUUCAGUUAAUUUGCUGGGGUCUCACUAUGGACCCCUCAUUGACUUUCAUGAUGUCGUCAUUAGAUUCAAUCAAGCUCCUACCAAAGGCUACGAGGAAAAAGUUGGGAACAAAACUACAAUUCGCGCCAUGUUUCCAGGGAGUGCUAUGGACCUGGAUAACGAAACAAAUCUCUUGUUUUUUCCCUUCAAAACACUGCACCUGGAGUGGCUCACUACUGCCUUUACCACAACAUAUAUAUCGAACGAAACUGUGAAAACUACCAUCAGAGCAAAUAAGGAUUUGGUAAUGGUUUUAAAUCCUAAUUUCAUCAGCUAUGUCCACCACGAUUGGUUGGGAAGGAAAGGAAAGUAUCCAUCGUCAGGUUUCCUGGGUUUGAUGGUGGCUAUGCACAUUUGUGAUGAAGUCAAUGUCUUUGGAUUUGGAGCAGACAGAAAUGGAGACUGGAGACACUACUGGGAAAAACUUCCCAAACCUCAUAUAAGAACUGGAGUUCAUGGGGGAUCGACAGAGUAUAAAGUCAUUCAGCAUCUUAAACUCAGGCAAAAAAUUAAUUUCUUCAGUGGGUUUUAAAUUCUCCCCCUAAAAAAAAUACAUAAAAAUGAUUAAUACAAAUAAUGAUAAUAAUUGACAGAACAGAGAUACAUUUUGACUGGUGCUAAAUAACUUUUCUUUAGGGUCAAGUCAACACUGAACUCUUGGCCUAUCACCUCCUGGAUUUCAUUAUUUAUGUUUUCAAUGUAGUUCAAUAUCACUAAACCUCAUCAUCAUCAAUAUUUUUUGCUUAUGUAUUCAUACAUAAGCCAAAAAUUUGGAUGAUGAAUUUUGAUGAACCAGUGUGAUAUACUGUACGAUAUAUAAAUUACUAUCUAUAAAAAUAAUUACAGGUAUAUAAUUACUUUUGUUUUAUUGAUUUGACUAAUCACACCUUAACCUAUGCUAGCCUUUCUGUCCCUGCCUUCCCUAAAGAGAGCGUCUCGCUGAAAGAGGUUUAGCUGUUUGAAUAGCUGGGGUCCUUCCGGACAGGUCAAUGACUGUGUAGAUGGUGGGAGCUGGGCUGCUGAACCACAUGGUCACCUGACACUUUCACUGGGAAAUCCAAGACAAACAAACCGACAGGGUUUUCUAUGGAGGUACACGUGCAAGUGGGAAGAUCCCUUUGUCCCUGUAUGAUCCAAACAGGAAAAUGUUCUGAACUCUGUACUGAAUGGGGAUAGAUACAAUUUCAGCAGUUUGGCCGCUCUAACUUGUCGUCUUUUCAAGUGCUAAAAGAAAAUAUUGAGCAACAUGGAUGACUUGAAUUCUGAUUAUCAAGAUGAAGACAACUCACACAAUUACAAUUUAUCAAAGAUCUAAUACUAACCCUAUACUACCAUAAUGAAGAUCUAUAUAGGUUAUUUAUUAUAAUUAAUAACAAAACAUAACAUAAUGUUUACUACGGUUUACUUUGUACUAUCUUUGUUUGUACUUUCAACACUAGGGCUUAAGUGUGCAAGAAUUUUACUACACCUGUACAUGGAUUAUCAUAAAUAUCUAGCCUUUCAUACUUUAUGAACGAGAUAAGAGUGGAAAAGUCAUCUGAAGAGACUCUUGCUGCUUAGGAAGGUAGCCUAAUGUGAUUUUCUGUGCUACCAGUUUGUGGUAUUCAGGCCUGGGAGGGCAACUCAAAUGAACCAGAUAAACGGUUUGUUCAGGCACCCCUUACUUUCCUGGCUCGAAGAUUAGCACAUUCAUCUCCAUGGCUUUAAUUACUAUUUAAAAAAUGUGAAUGAUGUGAAUCAAGGGUGUACAAAGGUAGAGAAUGAGCAAGGUACGUUUUAUUACUCUGUUUUCUGGGAAUAAUUGACGCAAGCAGAAACCAGAAAACAAGCCGUUUUUUCGUUUUGACAAGAAAACGAAAAUCAAUAUUUCAGUUCGUUUAUUCGUUUUUUGGUUCUUACUGAGCGAAACGAAUUUACCACUCAAUAUCUGGUUUCCGCCGGUGGGCGGGUCCUCUUAUUGUCUAGCGUGCUUCAUUGACCUGUGCUCUUCAUAAUAAAAGUUCUUCCGUUUGA
Gadus morhua (Atlantic cod) is the source of this 2633-nucleotide messenger RNA. Its product is annotated as CMP-N-acetylneuraminate-beta-galactosamide-alpha-2,3-sialyltransferase 1. Lineage: Eukaryota; Metazoa; Chordata; Actinopteri; Gadiformes; Gadidae. Gene Ontology annotation, molecular function: beta-galactoside (CMP) alpha-2,3-sialyltransferase activity. The record is from RefSeq and is a predicted model, not a curated record. Gene Ontology annotation, cellular component: membrane. Gene Ontology annotation, biological process: sialylation. The transcript has 7 exons. Bases 151 to 1152 code for a protein of 333 amino acids.